Molecule: messenger RNA, 1296 nt
Organism: Rotaria sp. Silwood1
Lineage: Eukaryota; Metazoa; Rotifera; Eurotatoria; Philodinida; Philodinidae
Source: the annotation of a GenBank genome assembly
AUGGCAACAUUUCCAUUACAAUUAACUGUUCCUCAAAAAGAUGCUCUCGAUGAUAUAACAGAUGAAAUAAAACAAUUUGAUUGGGAAGUCGGUGAAUAUGUGUUUAAUGAUUUUAUUGAAUAUUUUCAAUUACCUCAAAUAAUUCGUGUUUGUCAAACAUGGGAAACAAAUUUAGUUAAACAUGAUAUACUUCAUUUACAAUCAAUAUAUGAUCGACAUUUGAUUAUAUCAAAAUCUUUAUUACCAGAUAAUCGAACAUUCAUUAUUCCAGAUUGGUUUCAAGGUCAAAUUCGUGUCUUAUCAACAAAUCCAAUAUAUAAACCACGUUGGUGGGAAUUUACUAAUGCUUUAGAAUUAUUACGUUUUAAAAUGCCACGUGACCACAUACGUUUAGUUCAAGAUACAUCUGCUCUAUUAUUAUUACCAACAAAUCAAACAAUACCUGUUUUAUUAAAACAAAAUACACAUCUAACAUUAAAACGUAUUGAAAAAUCAACAACAAUAACAGAUGGAAAAGAAAUGUUUGUUUUAAUGGAUAAAAAUGAUCAAGAAUUUCUUCUUGAUCCUACUGAUAAAAAAAAUGUAUUUCAUUUUGCUAUAAAAAUUCUUGAUGAUGAAUUUGAUAGUUCAUAUCAUAAGAAUACAAUGGAUAAUUUAUUUACAUUACCAGAAAUAAUUAUACGCUAUGAAUUACCACUUGAUAUUGAAAUUGCUUCAUUAUCAAAUACAAUACCAAUUGAAAAUUUUCCUACCAAACUGCGUCUUGAAAAAUUUUGUAUUGGUAAAUCAAUUAUUGCUUUUUCUAUAGGUGAUCCUAAUCAUCCACGAAUAUUAGAAUUGUCUUCUCUUACACAAUUUUCUCUUAAUUGUAUUAAAUGUUUAACAAGUGGUCUACCGCGUGAUGCAAGUGCUUAUGAAGAAGGACGUACAUUUGAUGAAAAUGCUUAUCGUCAGUAUGAAGCUGCACGAGAACGACUUAUACAACUAUUUGAAGAUGCUUCAUUACAAUAUAUCCGUACGCCUUUCAUUGGAAGUCAAGAAGAAAUUGAGUGUAUUGAAAAAGUUUAUGAUAUUGGUAUGAAGUUAAAGAAUGAAGAUCAAGGCCAAACAUAUAUUGUGCUUAAUGAAGCAAGUAGUGCUACUCUUGAAUCAUCAAGUAAUAUACCAUCGAUUAGUAAACAUCCAACUCGAUUUACCGUACAUUUACCGGCUGACUUUAAUAGCCCAUAUAGCAAUGUUAUGGAUUUUGGUGAUGAUGAUGAAGAUCAUGAAACUCCAGCAGCAACAAACACUUAA